This is a messenger RNA of Dioszegia hungarica, 1995 nucleotides long. RefSeq names its product eukaryotic mitochondrial regulator protein-domain-containing protein. Gene Ontology annotation, biological process: mitochondrial translation. The record is from RefSeq and is a predicted model, not a curated record. Gene Ontology annotation, molecular function: structural constituent of ribosome; glycosyltransferase activity. Gene Ontology annotation, cellular component: mitochondrial small ribosomal subunit. The transcript is spliced from 7 exons. The coding region runs from base 1 to 1995 and encodes 664 amino acids. Lineage: Eukaryota; Fungi; Basidiomycota; Tremellomycetes; Tremellales; Bulleribasidiaceae.
AUGAAGGAGAAGCAGUUCUAUGGUACCAAGGGCGGGUAUCAGGCCUGGCUCAAGACCGGCGCAGCCAGCCAAUUUUACGAUGUCAACCCAGGCCAAAAGGCUCGCUGGCUGGAGUCGAAUAACCCAUAUCCCACCAAUCCAAGUUUUCGUCCACCUCCGCCAGUCUCGAACGAGCUUCAAAACACCAUCUAUCGCCGUUUGAAACGCCAGACUGUCGGCCAGCUCGCCGAGCAAUACAAUAUCAGCAAAGCACGAAUUGAAGCAAUUCGCAAGCUCAAGCUCGUGGAAGACGAGUUCAGACGCCAGGCUAUUCCUCUUCAACAAGCCUUCCAUAACGGUAUGGAGCCUCUCCUCGGUGUCGAGACAGCCCCCCGCAACGACAGCAAGAAGCAAAGCAUCAUCGACCGCGAGGCUGCUCAGCUUCGCGAGGAGAUUCCCGGCACCGUCGCGGAGCGGGAGGAGGAGGAACGGCUGGAUGCGGGAAUAGGGCGAGGCGGCGCAUUCGGCAACUCUCGCAACAGCGAGAAGAGCAUUGAGCGGACGGUGUGGGAGUUUAGGUCAGAGGAGAUGGUCAUGGCGGAGAAGGCGGCGGAAGCCAAGGCGGCUGCAGGGGCGGAAACGGCUUUUCCAAGCUACUCUCGCUACCACUAUCCGCCUCAAGCUGUGGUCCCUGCCUUCAUCUCCAACGACACCUACUACCGGGAUGCCUUCCCCAUCCGGUCCAUCGUGCACUAUCUCGAGCGGGCCGAGGCUGAGAUUGCUGCGCGCGACCUGGAUACUUGCGACGACAAGCUCGGUCGGUCACUCGUCGAGGCGUAUCACCGGACCCGCUUGACUUAUGUCUCUCCGUCUAGUCCGGGCGGGUCAGAGAUUUCGUGUGCGCAGGUCAAAAGCGACACGUUCUCGGAGUGGUGGCCGGUCCCGGCGGCGCCAUGCUUGUCUACCAAUCUCCGAGCGAACGGGCGGGAGCUGCAAAAGAUGGAUGCUGCGGUGACUACGGACGGCGAGCAGCUAUGGGAGGAAAUGAGGCGAGAGAGGUUUGUCGGGUCGCAUCUAGGCGAGUGGGAAGGGGAGUGCGCGGAGACCAUCGGGAGGACCCUCCUGGUGAUACCGAGACAAGAUCAAUGGAACCCAUUUCACGUCGCCGAGGACAUGAUUACAACGCUCGUCUCGACCCUGGUUGCUGCUCGCGCCCGGCCGCAGCUGGUCGACGAGCCCGUCCAGAUCAUCUUUGAUGACGACUUUGGACUCGAGGGAAACCACUUUGUCGCAAUGUGGGAUAAGAUUGGCGCUUGGCCCCCUCGUCGGCUAGGUCUGGAUCCUUGGGACCAUGCGUGCUUCAAUACGGUCAUUCACAGCGUCACUGCGGGGGUAUCCUUAUUGUCGGCUCAGGAUCUAGGUGUAGGGCAUGCCUGCGCUUCAUCCAUCACCUGGGCAGCAUCCCACUUUUAUCGCAACCUCUUUGGCCUCAAACCACCGACCACCGUCAAUGUUCUUUGGCUCUCUCGUGCCAAGUUUGACAACUGGGCGAUGAGCCAGAACAAGUGGAGCAUGUGGCGGGACUCCCGUCACAUCUCCAACGAGAAUGAGAUUGUCAAUAGGCUCAGGACGGGUCUGGCGGGAAUGUGUAGGGGGUGCUUUGUCGACGAGGACGCCACGCCCGGUCACUGGUCCGAAACGUUGGAGCGCGGGAUCCGCUUUGCCACGCUCGAUCCAUCCCUACACUCGCUCGACACUCAAGUCCAUAUGGUCGGCCACGCGUCCAUACUCAUCGGUCUGCACGGUGGCGGUCUGGGAUUGUCGAUGUUCCUGCCGCCGGGCGAGGGAGCAGUCAUCGAGUUGACGGUUCCAGAGACAGUGGGGAGCAGACACUUUGAGACGAUGGCGGCUCAGCUGGGGCAGGGUUAUGAGAUGAUGUUGACGGAGAAGCAGGUGAAUGUAGAAGAGCUGUGGGGAAGGGUGGAGAAGUGGGUAAAGCGUUUGUACAUAGACUAG